CCUCAGAGGACAUCGCACUUUAGCACCAUGUUACUUAACUAAGUAAACCCUCAAUGUUGCCUGAUACUCUGGACUGCUCUCCACGCAUCGCCGCUCACCAUGACACUACAUGACGAGAGCUCUCAGGAACCAGAGCAGCUUCCUCGGGAGAACUGGGCCUUUCUCCCCAGCCUCCCUCUGUUCUCAGGGCCGACCGUUCCAAAAGUUGGACGCCAGUUUUUUACUCAUUCUCCGUCUACUAUCCUCAAACUGGGCACUGACGAUGGCGAAGGCAAGAUGACCGCGCUCGCCCAUUCCAUCCUGGGCCCCUGUGUCCCACGCGGCAGCCAGUGGGAUGACUCGCGCGUCCGCGCGCUGCAGGCCUCUGCCCCGGACGCGGAACGUGCAGUCGCCCUUGAGCGAGUACAGCGUGACACCACCGGCGCAGGUGAUUGGGCCCGUCCUGUCCUCUCGCAUGGGGACUUGUCUGACCGGAACAUCCUUGUGGACCCCUGCACGCUCACGGUGACGGGUUUCCUGGACUGGGAGAUGGCCAACAUCAUGCCUGCGUACUUUGAGUACGUCGCGGCAUGGCUGUCUGGGGGCCAUCAACCUGAGUGGAGGAGGGAACUGUUAGAUGUGCUGAGGUCUGUUCUGCGCUGCAAGUGCGAUGCUGGGCGCCAGGAAGACCUGGAUGCUGUCAAUGUCGAUGAUGGAGAGGAAAGAUACAGGAGGACGUUGGCGGCGUGGGAUGCUGUCGUCAAUGUUGAGAGAAUCACGCAGGGAUACGACAAUGACUGUGAAUGGACUUUUGAAACCGGCCUACCAGAUGUUUCACAAAAGACUGGUUCUGCCUUAUAGUUCAAUGAGUAUGAGAAGCAGCAGCAAAUAC
Molecule: messenger RNA, 871 nt
Organism: Aspergillus glaucus CBS 516.65
Lineage: Eukaryota; Fungi; Ascomycota; Eurotiomycetes; Eurotiales; Aspergillaceae
Exons: 2
Coding region: 100-840 (246 amino acids)
Source: RefSeq, a predicted model, not a curated record